Molecule: messenger RNA, 697 nt
Organism: Meloidogyne enterolobii
Lineage: Eukaryota; Metazoa; Nematoda; Chromadorea; Rhabditida; Meloidogynidae
Source: the annotation of a GenBank genome assembly
UUUUGCAACGGCUAAAUUAUUUUCUAAAAAAAUCAAAAUGUCACGGGUAUUGUGGGUUGUUCGCCAUGCAGAACGUGAAGACAACAUUAAUUCAAAUUGGAGAAAAACUGCAAAUCCUCACAAGCUUAAAUCGGAUAACAGUCCAUUGUCUUCUAGAGGACAUCAACAAGCAAAAGAAUUGGCUGCGAGAUUUGCAAAUGUUCAAAUCGACCAUAUUUUUGCCUCUCCAUUCGAACGGACAGUGGAGACUGCAACAGCUAUAGCUAGCGAAAUUAAAAUUCCAAUUAAAUUGGAGCCUGGAUUGUGUGAGGCUUUAUAUAUGUGUGAAGAACCUCCUAGUUUUGAAGAGCCAGAAGCAUUAAAAAGCCGAUUUAAUUUAAUUGACACUUCUUACAAACCAAUAUUCAAAAAGCCAAUGCCUAAAGAGGGAAUGGGGGAUAGUGCUUGUGUUGGUCGUCUUCAGAAAACAAUAGAAGGAAUAUGUGAGAAAUGCGAGGAUGCUAAAUCAAUUGUUCUUGUAUCCCACGCCUCUCCAAUUGGCGCUAUUCACGAAGUAUUGGUUAACGAAUGGACUUAUGUAGGGCAAGCAACUGUUACCAAGUUUGUUGAAACCGAGAAAGGGUCAAACCAGUUUUGUUUGGAAUAUUCAGCUAAUGCUGACCAUCUUUCUAAUAAAUCAAAUUUAAGGCCAUACUAA